UCGCAACCCAUUUGGGUCGCACCAACAGAAAAUUUCUGAGUUUGUAAAAAAAAAACAGAAAAUUUCUGCAGUCACCUCUCAUCUUCGGUUCGUCCCGGAUCACGAGUCUCCAAACCCAAACCCCAGAGGCAGGAGGAUCCAGCGCGGCGAUGGGGGAGGCGGACGCGAGCACCGGCGGCGGGGAUCCGCAGAAGCUGAAGCGGAUCGCGGCGGGAGCGUACGACUACGAGAACGACGCGCGGUGGGCGGGGUACUGGUCCAACGUCCUCGUCCCGCCCCACCUCGCCUCCCGCCCCGACGUCGUCGACCACUUCAAGCGCAAGUUCUACCACAGAUACAUCGACCCUGAUUUGGUGGUUGAGCCAAUGUCUUCCACAAGUUCGAGUCAAUCCAACAGAUCAGCAGCAAGUUCUUCAUCUACACCAUCC
Molecule: messenger RNA, 428 nt
Organism: Triticum urartu
Lineage: Eukaryota; Viridiplantae; Streptophyta; Magnoliopsida; Poales; Poaceae
Source: RefSeq, a predicted model, not a curated record